Colletotrichum lupini is the source of this 1350-nucleotide messenger RNA. RefSeq names its product ENB1 protein. Gene Ontology annotation, molecular function: transmembrane transporter activity. Lineage: Eukaryota; Fungi; Ascomycota; Sordariomycetes; Glomerellales; Glomerellaceae. The record is from RefSeq and is a predicted model, not a curated record. Bases 1 to 1350 code for a protein of 449 amino acids. The transcript has 3 exons. Gene Ontology annotation, biological process: transmembrane transport.
AUGGGCCGACGAACCGGUCGUACGUAUUCGUACGACAGUGACGAGCGGACGAGUCUACUGCCGACGUCUGAAGAAGAGAGAGAAGCAAUGGGCUUUGUCACGUCGUUGAGGGGACGCCUCCAUGCGGAGGGAUCCUCGUCGGCAGACCCCGCCAACGGGGAUAUAGCUGCAUCGGAAGCACCUCGGGAUGUUGAGAUGGCCGGGAAGACGGACGACACUAUUGAAGAUCACGAUCAUGUCAAAAAGUUCGACACCUCCGAGCCUCUUGAGUCGGGUGUCGGCACUAUUCAAGCUGCUCAGACAUUGUGGGGGAAGAAGGGAAGAUGGCUUGUUAUUGUCGGCCUGGCUUUGGUGAUGAUUGUGUACGAAAUCGACAACACCACUGUCUACAUAUACAACAACUAUGCGACGUCUUCCUUUUCAGCUCUUUCCAAGCUAGCAACCCUAAGCACCGCCAGCGGUAUCGUCUUCGCUGUUAUCAAACCGCCAGUCGCCAAGCUAUCCAACGUCAUCGGCCGAGGAGAAACCUACAUCAUGAGUAUAUCCUUCUAUGUCUUGGGCUACAUCCUCAUGGCAACAUCAACAACUUUCAACGCCUAUGCUGCAGGCGUUGUAUUCUACGUCGUCGGCCAGUCAGGUACAAACAUCAUGAACGACAUCGUUAUUGCCGAUAUCACUACGGCUCGCUGGCGUGGUUUUGCUCUCAGCUUCUCCUUCUUCCCAUUUCUCAUCACGCCUUGGGCAGCUGCCUUCAUUGUCGACGACGUCGUCAAGCCCGGUGGUAUCGGCUGGCGAUGGGGCAUCGGCAUGUUCGCAAUUCUCAUGCCCAUCGGCGCCGCAUUCAUCAUUUCGACCUUGCUUUACUACCAAAAGAAGGCCAAGGACAUGGGUCUUACCCCAAGGCAGAAAACAACGCUCUACAGCUUCUGCUCUCAGAUCGACCUGGGCGGUUCAGCACUUCUCUGCGCGGGCUUCUCAUUAGUCCUGAUACCGUUAACGUUGGCAGCAUCAACACCAAGCAGAUGGGGAACGGCGUACAUCAUCGUCUUAAUCGUGAUUGGCGUCAUGCUCCUCGCUGCACUGCCGUUCUACGAGCAGCGUCUGGCUCGCAACCCAAUCAUGCCCACGCGAUACUUCCGCAACAAGACAAUUGUUCUUUGCCUCUUGCUCAUCGCGAGUGACUCAGUCGGGUUCGCCUGCACGCACACCUAUCUCUACUCAUGGUCUACCGUUGCCCGUGGCUUCGCCGCCCGAGACGCUACGUUCUUCCAAUACACCAACGGCGUGAUGCAGUGCGUGAUGGGAAUCAUCGCCGGCUUGGCAAUGGCAUACACUCGCCGAUACAAGUGA